Messenger RNA from Dimorphilus gyrociliatus, 2068 nucleotides. The record is from the annotation of a GenBank genome assembly. NCBI's taxonomy places the organism in Eukaryota, Metazoa, Annelida, Polychaeta, Dinophilidae.
AAAUCGUAAACGUUGAUUCUCAAGUAAUGUGUUCUGAAUCGGUUUCCAUUGUGUAACUUUGACAAACAUGGAAAAAGAAGUGUAUAUGAUUGGUGAUAAAUCUAUAACUGAAUUAAGAGUAGUUGAUUUAAAAAAGGAGCUAGAACUUAGGAAAUUAUCUAAGAGUGGAAGCAAAAUAGAAUUGGUAAAACGAUUGAAAAAUUAUAUGCGUAAUCAGCGAUCUCAAAGUGAUACGAGUGAAAAUGAAAAUCAAACCAGUAAAGCUACUGAUUCCGGUGAUGGACCAAAUGACUUUGUGAAGCAAUAUCUUGAAAAGCAACAGCGCACCUACGAGCAAAUGUGCCAUGAAAAAGAAAAAAUUGAAGAUAAGCCGACAUUACGAUCUACAAAAUCUCAACCUGCCAAUAAAGAUAAAAUUGCAGAUGGUAGUAUUUCAUUUUUGAUUGUUCUAAAAUUUAUUUAUAUAUAUCCUAUUUGUACUAUCAACUUACCACUUAAUGAAAAAGAAGCAGACAAGCAACCUAGUGAAAAUUCGGAUCUUGCUGUAGAAAGUAAUGUAAAACCUGUAUUAGAGUCUAAGGCCUCGAAAAUUGAUAAUACAGCAUCAAAUCAAGAGGACGAGAGUAGCUCUCCUGCUAGUAAUGAAGAUGAUCCUAAAGAUGACCUAAAAGAUAAAGAGAUUGUGAAAGAAAAACAAGUUGAUGACGAACCAAAAAAAUCUGACAAUUGCUCAGUCGAGGGCUCCGAAUCAGAAGGUAGCAGCAGUAAAGAUAAUAUGGAAGAAGACAAAAAAAGAGAGAAAGAUCCAACCGAAGAAAGACUGAUUUCAAAAUCUAGUCAAGCAAAAGAUACUCCUGAAGAUUUUUUACCAUCAUCACCUAGUAAAAGUCCGAGUAAUGAUCAAGCAAAAGACGAUGUUAUCUCGAACUCGAACCAAAGUGAACACACAAAUGAGGAGUCAAAACCCGAGUAUCUCUCCGAAGAUCAAAUUGACAAUGAUGAAAUUUCCAUGGAAGUUAAUUCAGAUGGUUUAGAAUUAAAAAAAUCAGAAAAGAAUCACACUGAGAAAAAUAUAAUCAAUGAAUCAAGAGAAGUUCAGCCAACCAAGCGAAAGCUGAUUUCACCACCUUCAACAGAAAUAAAUGAAAAGAAGCGUGUAAUCACAACCACAAGACAGGCAUCUAAAAUCGAUCUGGAUGAUUCCCUUAGACCAGUAAGAGAGAAGUCAGCUUCCCCUGCCAGACAGCAACCCUCUCGUGUAAUAUUGGUGCGAAAUUUAGUACGACCCUUUACAAUAGGACAGCUAAAAUCCGUUCUAAAUAGAAACAAUCCAAUUAUCAAUGAUUUAUUCUGGAUUGAUAACAUAAAGAGUUUUUGUUAUGCUGUUUACGAAACGGAAGAAGCUGCUUCGGAUAUGCGAAAUUUUCUGGACAAUUCCAAAUGGCCAUCGUCCAAUCCAAAAUUACUGAAAGUAGACUUUUCAAGUGAACAAGAAGUCUAUAAUCAUUUAGUUGCUGACAAACCCGAUGCUAUUAAAUUGCUUAAGAUUGAUGAAUCAAAAUUAGAAAAACCAAAGCGUCGAGAUAAUAGGCAAGUUGAACGAGAGAGGAGAGUUUCAGAUAGGGAUGCAAGGGAUAGUCUAAGAGAUGAAAAGAGGGAGAAAAAUAGAGAAGUUGACAGAUCCCGAAGAGACCAUGUCCGAGAAUGGGAUAGAGAAAAAAUACGGCGAUCUCCUCAAAGAGAUGAAGGAAGAUCUCGGUCUCCAAGAAGACGUGAAAGAGAAGAACGCUACGAGAAAAUUCAUCAGAAUGCCCCUGCGAAACUGUUAGAUGAUCUGUUCCACAAAACACAAGCUGUGCCUGCUAUCUACUGGCUUCCCUUAACCGAUGAAGGAGCUCAAUUGAGGGAUGAGACGAGAAAGAAAGAAAAAGAGUCAAGAGAACAGCGACGACGAGAGAGGGAAGAGGAGGAAAAACAAAAGAGAAGGAAGGAACUUUAUGAAUCCGAACCAAAGCAAAGAUAUGAGGAGUUAAGUCGUCGUCGAAGAAAUAACUCGAAUUCUGACUAG